This is a messenger RNA of Guyanagaster necrorhizus, 2151 nucleotides long. RefSeq lists its product as uncharacterized. NCBI's taxonomy places the organism in Eukaryota, Fungi, Basidiomycota, Agaricomycetes, Agaricales, Physalacriaceae. Gene Ontology annotation, molecular function: protein binding. The record is from RefSeq and is a predicted model, not a curated record. The coding region runs from base 86 to 2059 and encodes 657 amino acids. The transcript is spliced from 4 exons.
GUACUGUUUUUGGCGACUUGCUUCAUGGUUGCCAACGCGAGCAGAACAAGGUCACUGUGAAACACGGAAAAGAACAAAGACCACGAUGCCUUAUUUCAACAAACACGGCUGCCCUCUCCUUGUCCCUUUCGUCCUUCCAAUGCCUCAGCCUGAAAGUCUCUUUAUUCACUAUCUUCUCUCCUGGGCAUUCACCCGUCGCUCUCCCUGUUUCUUCUACAGGCUUCCCUUGGACGUCUUGCUUUAUACUUUAUUUCCUUAUCUCUCUGUAGGAGACGUCGUUGCUCUCCGCAAGGCUAGCAAGCCCUUGUUCCUGCUCUCCCAAGAACCGUCAAUAUGGAGGCGUUUCCUCAGUCGACUAGAUAUCCCGACACCACCACUGCCCUAUUUCACCCCCUACACAGUCCAGUCCACUGACCUCAAAAUCGAACAAAUGGUCGCCACAGCCAUUUCCGUCAAUCGCAACUGGGAAAAGCCAGAUCCUGAACUAGUCAGCUAUUUUCGUGUCAGAUCCGGCUGCAAAAUUUUGGACAUGUACGUUCUCCCUGGGGGCCAAUAUGUCGCCUCCUCGUCGUUUGACUAUCGUGCCGGGUAUCGCGUUAUGGUUUCCAAUGUGGAGCUUCCCAGUAACGAAGGGUUGUUCGCUCUGGCCAGCAUUUCUACCCUGGCCCGGCCAGAGUAUCUUCAGGCGCGGUACAUGGUGCACAACAAUAAACCGGGUAUCAUGGUCUGGUUUGUCGUGAAAUCUAAAGUCGGAAAGAGUCUUGACGGGUCCGAUAUGCUUGACCCAUCGACUCGACGCGUCGGAUACACGUGUCAUUUUGCCCACAUCAGUCUCGAGUCUCUCUCGAAUCUUGUAAUGACCGAGCUACCACGUCCGAUGCCACUGGAAGUCAGCCUCGACUAUCGGAAUAGAGCAAUUGAUCCAUCCCACUCCCAACCAGGUAGUCCGGGCGCCCCAGCGCCAAGUGAUAACAUCACAACAUCCGCGCCGUUCACGCUGCUGCGACCAUACACCUUCCGCGACCCUAUUCAUGAUCCCGUCCUAUUCACGUCGAACGGUUCGCUGUAUCUGACUUUGGCCAUCCUUCCCGAUGAGGUUGUCAUAAUCAAUCUAGACACCCAGGAAGCUCGUUCUUUCAUAUGUAACAACGAUACGCCUUAUUCUGGUUUUGAUCAUCAGAUACGCGCUGUCCGAGUGCUCCCAGAGCAGGGUGACGUUCUGGUAAUCCGCACAGUGAUCAAUGGGCUAAACGACGUUCAUGUGAUGGAAAUAUACUCCUUACCGCCAUCGACCGGAAGAUUUCGCGGUUCUGCCAAGCACCGCGUUGUCGUGGAACACAAACAAGUUGACAGUUUUCAACUUUCCGACCCAUAUAACCAGGAAUAUCCUAGUUCCAGUGCACCACCGCCAAUCUCCGUAUAUCUUGAAACUACCAACCCCCAUGGAGUAAUUCAUUAUACGAUAUCCCCCUCUUUGUAUUCUGCAGCUGGGACAUCUCAUCAAUGGUGGUGUUACGAUCUCAAUAACGUAGUACCUCAAACGACUUUUAACGCCGAACAAGUCGUUCGGGUUCUUCCUGGCGUGAAUCGUGCAAUUAUAUGCACGCUACAUCCCGACGAGAACCAUCAAGCUACCAACUACCUUACCGCCAUUCGACGAUAUUUCAAUCCCGAAAAGCGGUUCGACGAUCUCCUGUCCUCUGUUGGCAAAGAUCUUAUCCCUUCGAAGCAGUCUUGUCGGUGGAGGCCGAAACAUGUAUACCGUACUUUCAACAUCUCACCCCAUAUCAUGGAAAACCUCAAUCGGCAAGAUAUCACUGCGUUUGCGUGGGACGAGACCACGGGCCGGAUGUGUUUUGCGACGCGGAACGACAUGCAUAUGCAUGUUUUUGACUUCGGUUCCACUGCUCUGCCGCGAGACCACAUCGGCCGAUGGAAUUCUCUCAAGCGUAUCCUUCGCAUUGAUCAGCCCAGUCACGGAGCUCCGGAAUCACCUCACUCGGAUGCUGAGAUGGCAGCAGUGGAAGAAUUGUUGGAACCAGACAACCUGUGCAUCUAAUUCACAUCUUUCUUGGUAUGCUGUGCCUUAUAUAUAUAUUUUUUUGCUUUGCAGGCCGUCCAUACGGGAUUCAUUCUUCUUUUUUUUGCCUU